This is a messenger RNA of Vicia faba (fava bean), 420 nucleotides long. The record is from the annotation of a GenBank genome assembly. NCBI's taxonomy places the organism in Eukaryota, Viridiplantae, Streptophyta, Magnoliopsida, Fabales, Fabaceae.
AUGGCUUCUCGGCGUCAGCAGCGAUAUGCAGAACCGCAUCAAAGAUUUUCAGAGCCGCGAUAUGCAGAACCGCAUCAAAGAUUUUCAGAGCCGCGAUAUUCACGGUCGCCAUCGCGGCGAUAUUCACCGCCACCACCGCCGCCCGAAGUUGUAGGAAGAUCGUUCAUACAGAUAGGUCAUCCAAAUGCCCGCGAAGCAGCUCAAUACUACGUGACCUAUCUCGGCGCUGAAAGGAUUGUUGAACGUGUACACGUUCAUGAGGAGAGUUUUAACCAAGGGGUUUACAAAAACUCCUUCGUAUCUGUUGUGUUACGAAUCGGUGGCCAAACAAUGGAGGUAACCGAUGCUCAUCAAGGGCCUCAAGGGUUCAUCGGUAGAAGAAGGAUCACUCAUCAAAUAGGGAGAGAACCUCAACAAUAG